GCCUCGACCAGAUGGCGUAAAUGAAGAAUGAGGCUAUGUCUUGGCCUCAUGUUAUAAAGUCUAAGCUCAUGGAGCGUGUUUUAUGAACUAAAGCUUUUCAUCUGUCUUUCUGCAUGAGAUCGCAAUGUCUGUCAAAUCAAUGACCGAGAACUUCCCGCUCGCCAGAUACAGGGCUGGUGGUGGACAUCCGACUGGCCAGCGCAACGGCAUUGAGGAAAAUCUAGAAGAGUCCUUCCUCAGCCAUUUCACCCAGUUGUUCAACAAGUAUGCCGGACCUAAUGGCACCUGGCAUCGAGACCAGAUCGGUCUCUUCAUGCAUCACGUCCAAGUCGAAAACCCCGAUGGCCUGGCAAGUUAUCUUGUCGAUCAAGAUGAGUUAAAUCUACCUGAACUCAUCAAGUAUCUCACAUCACCAUGUGGCAACAUUCUCGAAAUGGCCGCUCCUCAAGAUCUGACCUGGCCAUUGAACAACUACUUCAUCAGCUCAAGCCAUAACACCUACCUCACCGGGAACCAACUUUCCAGCGACUCGAGCACUGAAGCGUACAGAGAUGCCCUGUUACGUGGAUGUCGCUGCAUCGAGAUUGAUGUCUGGGAUGGCAAGGAACAAUGGAAGCCAGGAUUCGGCUCAGAGGAUGAAGCAGAAAGAGAAAUGAAGGAUGUUUCUAGGGAAGCUGCGCCAAGGAAAAUGGGCUUUGCAGAUCGAGCCAUCAUCAAGAUUGGGCGUUGGGCCAUGAAUAAGUUUGAUCCUGUUGACCCCGAUGGCAAGACGGUUGAUGACAGACUCUUGGAUGUUAUCGACGCUGAGCCAAGAGUCCUUCAUGGAUUUACUCUCACCAAAGAGGUUCUCUUCCGUGACGUCUGCCAGACCGUUAAAGAGUAUGCUUUUACCACGUCUGAUCUUCCACUCAUCGUCAGUCUGGAAGUUCACUGCUCUCCACUACAACAAGGCGCAAUGGUCAACAUCAUGGAGGAGGUCUGGGCUGACUAUCUUCUCCCUGCACCCGAGUUCGAGUCCGAUUGCCUACCAUCUCCUCACGAAUUGAGGAACAAGAUUCUGGUCAAGGUCAAAUAUGUUCCAGAGGACGGCAAAGGAAAGGGCAAGGACACGCCUGAUAGUACGGAUGACGAGAGCAUGCUUGAGGUUGUUGUGGAGGGGGACGAGAAGAAGGUCAAGAAGGUCAAGCCACCCAAAAUCAUCCCUCGACUGAGCCGCCUUGGUAUUCAUACUCGAGGGAUUAGUUUCAAGUCACUAGAGGAGCCCGAAGCGUCGAUGCCAAAUCACAUCUUUUCCCUUUCAGAGAAUGCAGCCUUUGCUAUCCAGAGACGCAUGCCAAAGGCUCUGUUCUCUCAUAACAGACAGUUCCUCAUGCGGACUUAUCCACAUGGUAUGCGGUUUGACUCGUCCAACUACGACCCUGUCAUUUUCUGGCGUGCUGGUGUGCAGGUCGUGGCUCUCAACUGGCAAUCAUGGGACCUGGGCAUGGUACUUAACGAGGGUAUGUUCAUGGGCUCGGAUGGAUAUGUUCUCAAGCCUGAGGGAUAUCGUCAUGACCCAAGUGAACAACAUAGCAUUGAGGAGUCUCACAUCCCUAGCAAGACAUUGGAAAGGGUGGCUAUCACAAUCAUAGCAGCACAGAACCUCCCGCUACUCAGCCGCCAUGAUGAUCCUGCCAAGUUCAUCCCUUAUGUCAAGAUUGGCCUGCACACAGAGCCAGAUGCACUCUCAGCCAUGGUCGACGAAAAUGCUACUGCUGAACAGGUCAAGCAAAUUGGGUACAGUAGAGAAACAGGUAAAAGCAAAGGCACCAGUCCAGACUUCGGAGGCGAGACGGUUGAGUUUCUCAAUGUCGAGGGUGUUGUUCCAGAACUGGCUUUCCUUUCAUUCAGGGUCAUGAACGAUGUACCUGGACCUGAUGUCAUGGCCGCUUGGGCUUGUGUUCGUUUAGACAGGUUGAGGCUUGGAUAUCGCUUCUUGAGGUUGCUGGAUAAGGAGGGUAUGCCGAGCAAGGGCAUAUUGUUGGUAAAGAGUGAGGUCAGGGAAGCCUCUUGACCAAAGGUGCAAUAGAAAGAACUGUUAAGGCAUGCUGUAUAUAUAAGAUUGGUGAGGGGUCAAAACAAGCUUUCGAGCACGCGCACAAGAGUGAAGGGCACGUUUUGACAAAAAGGUAUAUACUUUUGUGCCCUCACUGCUGCCUAAGAUGAUACUUUGUGAUAAAUACCUAGUGAUUCUGAUGACCUCGAGACAGCAUCUACUCCUUUUACGUUCGAACCACGUCGUGGCAUACUCGAGUUGAGCAACCCUUUUCAGUGUCAGGCAAUCGCAAAGAUUGGGAAGUAUACAUGUGUUGUCGAGAUGGAUGAUGAGCUGAUGCAAUCCUUGCUUUUGAGUUUCGGUAGCCGGGAUGCCGCGGGCUGCCGCGGGGUUCCGUUAGUUCAAGUCGGCGCCAUUGGACGCAACGAGGAAGCUCCCAUCUCAUGUCGAUCUGCGAACGAGAAUGAACGAGAUCCCAUGUAGCGAAUGCGAAAGUCGUUUACGGAACGAGACAUCAAUGGAGACUUUGUUAAGAAACAAGCUAAAUGUCGCCGAAACACGGGACCGUGGAUUAUUUCAGGGCUGAAGGGAACCUUCAGCCACGAAUCUUGAUGAGGGUUAGCUCCAAUGCUGCAGGUCGUUCGAUUAAUGCAUUGAUCUG
This is a messenger RNA of Fusarium odoratissimum NRRL 54006, 2696 nucleotides long. RefSeq lists its product as uncharacterized. The record is from RefSeq and is a predicted model, not a curated record. Gene Ontology annotation, molecular function: phosphatidylinositol-4,5-bisphosphate phospholipase C activity. The transcript has a single exon. Bases 125 to 2053 code for a protein of 642 amino acids. Gene Ontology annotation, biological process: lipid metabolic process; phosphatidylinositol-mediated signaling. NCBI's taxonomy places the organism in Eukaryota, Fungi, Ascomycota, Sordariomycetes, Hypocreales, Nectriaceae.